AUGGCGCCAUUGUCAAUUUAUCGUUCUUUUGCUUUUUUUCUUUCUUUUCCCCAUUUCUUUUUCUUCUUUCCUUUCUCCUUUUAUUUUCUUUCCUUCUUUUUUCUUUCUUUGUUUUCUGUCUUUUCUCCUUUCGUUUCUUUCAGUUUUGUCCACUUUCUUUUUUUUUCACCUUUCGUUUUGCUUCUUUUCUAUUUUUAUUUCUUUUCAUCCUUUAUUUUCUUUUUAUUUCCUCUUUCUUUUCUUUUUCUUUUCCCUUUCUUUUCUUUUUCUCUUUUCUCCUUUCUUGUCUUUCUUUUUCUUUUCACCUUUAUUUUCUAUUCUUAUUUCUUUCUUCUUUAUUUUCUUUUUCUUUUCAUAUUUAUUUUCUUUUCCCUUUCUUUUCUUUACUUUUCCACUGUCCUUUCUUUCAUUUUUCUCCUUUUUUUUCUUUUUCUUUUCACCUUUCUUUAUCUCUUUCUUUUCUUUCUUUCUUUCUAG
Acanthosepion pharaonis is the source of this 477-nucleotide messenger RNA. NCBI's taxonomy places the organism in Eukaryota, Metazoa, Mollusca, Cephalopoda, Sepiida, Sepiidae. The record is from the annotation of a GenBank genome assembly.